Molecule: messenger RNA, 714 nt
Organism: Penicillium coprophilum
Lineage: Eukaryota; Fungi; Ascomycota; Eurotiomycetes; Eurotiales; Aspergillaceae
Product: C40 family peptidase
Exons: 2
Coding region: 1-714 (237 amino acids)
Source: RefSeq, a predicted model, not a curated record
AUGCAUCUCAUUUCACUCAUUGCCUUCUCCCUCACAACCGCUAUAACAGCAGUCAGUGCUUAUCCCAUCACCGGCGAGACCGUCAACUGCCGCUCCGGUCCCGGAACAAGCCAUGCGGUCGUCAAAUCAUAUAAAAAGUCGCACGACGUCAAAGUCACUUGCCAAACCUCUGGAGACUCCGUCUUCGGCAACAAUAUCUGGGACAAGACAUCUGAUGGCUGCUACGUAGCCGACUACUACGUGAAAACCGGCAGUAGCAGCUACGUGACCACCAAAUGCAGCGGUAGCGGCGGUGGUGGUGGCAGCACCGGCACAGGAAAGGCAAUUAUCGCUGCAGCUGAGAAGAAGAAAGGCCUCCCAUACGUCUGGGGAGGUGGCGGCUGCAAAGGUCCCUCUGGCGGCGGGUUUGACUGCUCCGGUCUGACGCAAUAUGCUAUCUGCCAGGCAUUGAAGAAGACAAUUCCCCGUGUCGCGCAGGAUCAGUAUGAUUCUAGUAUGGGCAAGCGGUAUCCUCGAGCGCAGGCUAAGGCUGGUGAUCUCUUGUUCUGGGCUACAGGGGGUGAUUGCAAGAACAAGGUUGCACAUGUUGGCAUCUUCAUCAAUGAUAAGUUGAUGAUUAAUGCUGCUCGGACUGGUACACCGGUUCGGGAGCAGGCUAUUUGGACUUCAUAUGGUGGGGAGAGUAUCUGUCCUUAUGUUAUGAGAUUCACUUGA